CAUAUCUGAUUAAUUAGGCAAAAAUGGCGUAUCUGACCGCACGGCGGAGCAUAGCGUCGCUGCUUAACCGAACUCUAAAUUCUUCUUCUUCUUUAUCACCGUCAAUUUCCCCCUCUUCACAUUCACGAUUCAUUUUUUCCUUACUAAACAAAUCCGUACUCCCACAACUCCAACCAAACUCUAUCGCCAACCCGACCCGGUUCAAAACAUCCCGUUCGGGUUACUCGCCAUUAAACGACCCGUCACCGAACUGGACCAACCGGCCACCGAAGGAAACAAUUUUGCUCGAUGGGUGUGACUACGAACACUGGCUUAUCGUCAUGGAAUUUGCAAGUGACCCGAAACCCAGUGAAGAGGAGAUGAUUAAUUCUUAUGUUAAAACCCUAGCUUCAGUUUUGGGCAGUGAGGAAGAGGCAAAGAAGAAGAUUUACUCGGUUUCUACUAAAACUUAUACUGGUUUUGGUGCUCUGAUAUCUGAGGAGCUUUCUUAUAAGGUUAAAGGUCUCCCUGGUGUUCAAUGGGUUUUACCAGAUUCAUAUCUCGAUGUUCCUAAUAAGGAUUAUGGAGGGGAUUUAUUUGUGGACGGGAAGGUUAUUCACAGGCCUAUGUAUCAUUUCAACCAGAAUAACAGACAGCAGACUAGGAAUAGGCCUCGUCAAAGGUAUGACAGGCGCAACGAGUCAAUGCAAGUUGAGAGGCGAGAACCAUUGCAAAGACAAAGCGCAGGACCAUCUCUUCCGCAACCUCCAACCCAUGGUCAAGCUCAGGGCGGAAGCGCAGGGGGUCCUACGAACCCAGGGCAGGCUAACCCGGUUACAUGAGAAGUCGGUAUGUAGUUCCUUAGCUUAAAAGUUCAUCUUGUAGUAUCAAAAUAUAGAACCUAAAACAUCAAAUCGUUUUCCUUUUCUCUUGGAUUUUGAUAUGGUUAUUGCACGUCGAGUUUCACUGUAACCAUGCAUAUUUUAUGGGAGAUUUUGUUAGAGAAAUGAAAUGCAAACCCUUUGGAAA
Messenger RNA from Mercurialis annua (annual mercury), 1008 nucleotides. Its product is annotated as multiple organellar RNA editing factor 3, mitochondrial. The transcript is spliced from 4 exons. Lineage: Eukaryota; Viridiplantae; Streptophyta; Magnoliopsida; Malpighiales; Euphorbiaceae. Bases 24 to 821 code for a protein of 265 amino acids. Gene Ontology annotation, cellular component: mitochondrion. The record is from RefSeq and is a predicted model, not a curated record. Gene Ontology annotation, biological process: cytidine to uridine editing; mitochondrial mRNA modification.